Messenger RNA from Quercus robur (English oak), 939 nucleotides. RefSeq names its product putative F-box protein At4g09190. The transcript is spliced from 2 exons. The record is from RefSeq and is a predicted model, not a curated record. Lineage: Eukaryota; Viridiplantae; Streptophyta; Magnoliopsida; Fagales; Fagaceae. Bases 1 to 939 code for a protein of 312 amino acids. Gene Ontology annotation, molecular function: protein binding.
AUGUCGAUCUAUGUUCCUGAAGAGCUGUUGGUGAAGAUACUGUCAUUGCAGCCCCCAAAAUCUCUUAUUCGAUUCAGAUCUGUCUGCAAAACCUGGGAUUCUCUCAUUGGAAACCCAGAUUUCUUCUCCAAAAACCUCCUGAACCACUCCAUUAUCAUCAGCCCCGAAAACCCCGAUGAUCAUCGUUUCCUCGUUGUCGAUGGCAGGGAUAAAUUCACUGGUGCAAGACAAGGUCCAUGGAACUUCUCUGAUUGUAAAAGUCCCACUGGAUCUAUCAUAAAAGUAGAAAAUGUUGGGUUCGGUUUGGACUUGAAAUCUAAUGACUUGAAGGUGGUGAGAAUUCGUACUUACCUGCGCAUGCCAGGUAAAGGUAAACCUGUUCAGGAUGUUCAACUGUAUAGCGUAAACCGUGGUUCUUGGACUGAGCUUUGUGUCGAUCUACCAUAUGGAUUUCUAGAUAGAAAGAGAUUCACAUUUUAUAUAGAUGGGGUUUUUUACUGGUAUGCUCCUAGUGAUUGCGAUUUUGUUCUCAAAAACGAGAUUGUUGCUUUUGAUAUGAGCGAAGACACUUUCAGCAUGACGAAGGUGCCAGAUAAAUGCUGUGUUGAGAGUAACAAUUAUUGGCGGUGGACGACUCUUACGGAGUUAAAAAAACGUGUUGCUAUGAUACGCUACACUUCUGAAUCGAGUAAUAUAACCUUUCAUUUAUGGGUGCUGCUUGAAUUUGGUGUUAUGGAGUCGUGGACCAAACUCUUUACCAUUAUACCUGCAUCGCCUUUGGGACGUCCGUUGGGGCUAUGGAAGAACGGUAAGUUCUUUCUGACUGACACUAUGGGGCACCUGGUGUUGUGGGAUCCCUUAACCGGAGAGAUCAAGAAACUUAAUGUGGCUGAGCAGACCAUUUUUAGUCUUUCCAUACACUCUAUGUGGAAGAGGUGA